AUGUUUUGCAAUAGACAAAGUCAUCCAGCAUUUUUAGGAGCAGGAGAACCAGCAGUGAGUGUACCCAAGGAUGCAAUGGUAUCUAAGAACAAGAAAGUGAAUAAAACAGUUUCUUCUAAAACUUUACCCACAACAACUGCGAAGGGCAUUUCUGCUAAGGUGACUUCAACAUUAAUCCCGAGGAAGCCAAACCCUACCACAAUGAGAUCGUUUGAGUCAACCACAACCCAUUUACCAAAUGUUACUACAACCUCCACUGCGACUGUAGAAACGACAAAAGUUGCUACACCAAGCACAACAACUCAAGAGGAGGUCCCUGAGACAAUAACUUUGAAAAUCACGACGGAUAACAACCCUGAGGAUAUGACAACUCGAUGGAUUGGUACAAAUCCAUGCGAGCUAUCGCCGGACAAAGGUGUCUCAGGUGGUAUUGCGCAAAAAAUGUGGUACUUUGAGGAGUCCACGUUAUCCUGUCAACCAUUCACCUUCCUGGGAUCCGGUGGGAAUGCAAAUCGCUUCAAAGACAAAGAUGAAUGCCAGAAAGUCUGUGGAAGUGGUAUGAGUUUCCACUAA
Molecule: messenger RNA, 573 nt
Organism: Strongylus vulgaris
Lineage: Eukaryota; Metazoa; Nematoda; Chromadorea; Rhabditida; Strongylidae
Source: the annotation of a GenBank genome assembly